This is a messenger RNA of Hyaloscypha bicolor E, 2319 nucleotides long. Its product is annotated as glycosyltransferase family 1 protein. The record is from RefSeq and is a predicted model, not a curated record. Gene Ontology annotation, biological process: carbohydrate metabolic process. NCBI's taxonomy places the organism in Eukaryota, Fungi, Ascomycota, Leotiomycetes, Helotiales, Hyaloscyphaceae. The transcript is spliced from 10 exons. Gene Ontology annotation, molecular function: UDP-glycosyltransferase activity; hexosyltransferase activity. The coding region runs from base 1 to 2319 and encodes 772 amino acids.
AUGAGGGGGAAUCACAAAGCUCCGCCGCCAGACUAUACGGAGAAUGUUGCAGGUGUGAGUAUCGAGCGACCUGAGGUGGGAGUUCAAGCACGCGUGACUGGGGACGGACGCAUAGCCAUCGAUCUCGAGAGGCGAUUCAGUAUUUUCUCCUCUUCCCUCAAAACCCAGAUCCAAGAGCAGAUCAAUGACGUCGGAACUGAGAGCUCGAAACCCGCACCACCAGCAUACCCUUCUCGCCUCAACAUCGUCAUGCACGUCGUUGGCUCUCGCGGCGACGUCCAACCUUUCAUAGCCCUCGGCCUAGUUCUGAAAACCACCUACAAACACCGCGUGCGUAUCGCCACCCACCCCAUUUUCAAAUCACUCGCCGAAACAAACAAUCUAGAAUUUUUCAGCAUAGGCGGCGACCCACAGGAACUCAUGGCGUUCAUGGUCCGUAGUUCCGGGCUACUGCCGAGUCUGGAUAUCCUAAGAGGAGGGGAUGUGGCUAAACAUCGGAAGAUGGUAGCCUGUAUAAUGGAGGGUUGUUGGAGGGCUUGUAUUGAGGAGGGUGAUGGGAUGGGGACUGCUCAGGAGGCAUCGUUUGUGGCGGAUGUGAUUGUUGCGAAUCCGCCUAGCUUCGCGCACGUACAUGGCGGGCAAAAGUUGGGUGUCCCCGUGCAUUUGAUGUUCACGAUGCCAUGGUCAGCAACCCAAGACUUCCCUCACCCGCUCGCCAAUAUCAAGCCCUCGAAUGGGGAUCUUGGCGUGGUCAAUUAUGUAUCCUACGCCCUGGUUCUUGGCCUGGAACCGAUCAGGUUGUCUUUUGGGCCUAGGAUGUUGAGCCGACUGAAAAUUCCCCAUACAUAUUGUUGGUCUCCAGCCUUGAUCCCAAAGCCGCAAGACUGGGGUUCUCAUAUCUCUGUAGCAGGGUUCUACUUCCUCAAUCAAGCAACAGAGUACGCCCCUGACCCGUCUCUCGCUGCGUUCCUUCUAGCUGGGUCAGUGCCCAUAUAUGUAGGGUUUUGCUCCAUUGUCAUUGGCGAUCCAGAAACCUUGACGAAGACGAUGUUCGACGCCAUAGAACUGAUCGGCGUGAGAGCAUUGGUAUCCAAAGGCUGGGGCGGUCUCGGCUCGCAACAACUUCCAAGUAAUGUCUUCCUUGUUGGAGACGUACCACACGACUGGCUCUUCCGUCGCGUCUCUGCCGUCGUCCACCACGGCGGAGCAAGAACAACAGCAGCAGCGAUGGCGGCUGGGAAACCGAGUGUCAUCGUGCCAUUCUUUGGUGAUCAGUUCUUCUGGGGAGCUAUGGCUCAGAAAGCUGGUGCAGGCGCAAAACCCAUUCUUGCAAAACAGCUCACUGUGAAACUCCUUGCUGCUGCUAUCAUCGAGGUGUUGCAACCCGCUGUCCUCGAUCGAGUGGAGGCAUUAUGUGAGCUGAUAGUGAGCGAAAAGGGAACGGACGCUGGUUGUGCCAGCCUGCAUCGGAAUUCGGAGGCGCAGUGCCUGAAAUGUUCGAUGGCGCCACAUCUGGUAGCGGUUUGGAAGGUCAGGAAGAAAGGAAUAUGCUUGAGCGCAUUCGCAGCAACGGUUCUUCUUCACGCCCGCCUUUUGCGCUUGCAAGACCUGAAGUUGCUUCGACAUAUGGAGUACGAUCUCGAAAGCGGUCCUUGGGACCCCAUCACAGGAGUCGUUUCUUCGUGCCUAGGAAUGGUCGGCAAUAUGACGAAAAGCUUAGGCAACGUUCCAAUUGCAGUCAGCCGAGCCAACAAGGCACGUCCUGUCGAUGGAAGCAUCACCCGAGGGUCAUUGAAUAUGGCUCAAGGCACCGUCGUGGGUACUUCAAAAGGAGUUGGUCGGAUUCUCCUUGCCGGCUUCCGGUCUCCGUUCGAGGUCAUGCUGAUGGCAGCGCGAGGCUUCCACAAUAUGCCGGCAUUAUACGGUGAUGAGUCUGUUCGGCCACCGGAAAGAAUAACCGGGGUCGUCAGCGGAUUUGGGGCCAUGAGGAAGGAAAUUGGAUACAGUCUGUAUGACGGCAUCUCAGGCUUAUUUCUGCACCCGAUUGAAGGUGCCCGACAUGAAGGGUUUGCUGGCUUCAGCAAGGGCCUUGCAAUAGGACUGGGUGGGGGCGUUGGCGGCUACACCUAUGAGGGGAUCAAUAAAGAGAUGGAGAAGCGUUUCGGAUCGUCUGUCAAGGGUCACAUAUCACUUGCAAGAUUGUCUCAGGGGUCUAGAGAGUUCAAUGACGCAUCAAACGAAGAGAUCGCAGACGUGAUCAGAGCCUGGGGAAAACAUGCAUCCAGAAAUAACGCUCGAAAAGAAAGGGAUGAUUGGUGA